AUGACGGGACUCGUAAAUCGCCACACGAACUGCAAUCUUCAGCUUAAAGCUUCUAGUAUAUUUGCGGAAGUAAACGGUUUUGCAGCGCGUGUUUUAGCGACCCUAACGUACUACAACGACUGCGACUAUAACAUCGAAGGUUUGUUUAUUUUUCCGCAAGACGAGAGAGCAACAGUGGUCGAAUUUGAAGCGACUGUGGAAGAACGUCAUGUGAGUUCGCAAGUUUCCAAAGUUAUCACUCAUACCUCCGAGAAACACUCGUUCGCUUUAGAAGAGCGAGAUGAUGAUCUGUUUUCGUUGAGUUUAGGCAGAAUUCCUCCACUCUCCUCAGUAUUUGUUCAAGUGACUCUCAUUACAGAACUAGGAACAGACAAACCAACUGGUGGCUCGCUGUUUAUUCUGCCGUCUGUUUUUACGCCGCGGCUCGCCAGCGAGGAAGACAUAGAAUCGGAUAUUUACGGCUCGCAAAUGCUGAUUUCCAACAUUCCACGCAAGACACAGGAACCUUACAGCUUUGAGCUUCAACUAGAAGUCUCCGCGCCUUGUUUGUUAGCCGGUUGCUCGUCUCGCACGCACGCGAUACAAGUGGACGCGGACUGCCGGGCGGUAAACGCUUCGCGUAUUCAUAUCACCACGGCCGAAGCGCACACUUAUGAUCGAGAGUUAGAGGUUGUUCUUCACCUCGCGCAUCCCUUUGACCCAUACGUGCUGAUAGAGGAGGGCAAAAAGGAUUUCGACUCCUCACACUUGGACGAUAAAAUGGAUGAAUGCGCAAACCAGUCCGACUCGAUUGAAGAUUUUCACAAGAAAGCGGCGAUCAUGAUAAACUACACUCCUAAACUUACCAACCUUGUCGCUCUCGGAGAAUACAUCUUCCUUGUUGAUCGCAGUGGGAGUAUGAGUGGCGACCACAUUUUUCAUGUUAAAGAAACUUUGAUACUUUGCCUCAAGAGUUUACCUACAAACUGUCACUUUAACAUCAUCGGUUUUGGAUCAUAUUAUCGAAGUUUGUUCCAAGAAAGUCAAGCCUAUAACGAAUCGACGCUAAUCAAAGCUUGCGCGUACGUUCAGAAAAUGAGGGCUGAUCUUGGCGGUUCAAAUCUCUUGCUCCCUUUGGAGUUUAUCUUUGAAAAGCCCACAAAACCUGGAAUCGGGAGAACAGUAUUUCUGCUGACCGAUGGCGGCGUGUCUAACACACCAGAGGUUGUGGAUUUUGUUCGCCAAAAUUCCUAUACCACUCGGUAAGUUUUUUAUAUUACUUUUUCGUUUCUUUUUGAAAUCCUUUUUUCUAUUUAUUAUCUGAAUAAUUCUUUUAGGGUUCGUUUGUUUCUAGCAGAUACGACUUUCUUCAUUACACAGUAUUGAUUGUGAUCCUUUUUUAUGGUUACUUUUUUUCAAUUAAACAGCAGUUUUUUUAACCGAGCGAAUUCUGCAUUAGAGGUGUUAACAAAGUUUUUGCGAAUUAUAUAAUGUCAUUGUUAGGAACUAUUUCAAUCUGCAGUUGUGCCAUAAUGUGCAAUACCUGAUAAACUAACAGCAAGAAAACAGACAGACCGUCACUUCUUGAACUGAUAACAUUAUAGAUAUGUAGCUGACUUCGUUCAUUUUUUUUUCUUUUUUAAAGAAUACCUCUCUCUUGCACGGUUCAAAAUGAAGUGGAAUGGUUUAUUCGAUGCUCUUUCGAUAUUUGGGUUUUAAAAAUUAGCCUAAGAUUGCAUAGAAAACAUUAACUAAAACAUGAUCGUUUUAGUUACGAUUAGACGUACUUCCUGAACAAACAUGGACAUUUAAUACAUACAACAUACAACGUAUACCUUCCUUAUUAUCGCAGAUGAAUAUUUCGCCAUAUGUAUUUUCAGUACAAAAUUCACAAACAGUGUGUUCCUCAAACGUUAAAGUUAUUAAACGUUAUUUCGACAUCGUCUAUUAGCGAAAUAUAGUUCUUUUUCUGCCAUAACACUAGAUAUCCAUACGGACUUUGAAAUAUUGUUUAUAUUCGCCUUGUUUCGCGUAGAAAAGAUUGCUUUGUAUUUAACACACGGAGUAUAUUUUUAAUUAUGACGGGUGAUUUAAAAUAGAAAAAGCCAAUUUGUUGUUUUGCCGGGCAAUUUAUUUCUGCCAUUGAAAAUCCUUAAUUUUAGGGGUACCGCAGAUUUUAGGAACUAAAUCGGCUGAACAAACUCACAAGUUUUAUUUUAGUUAUUUCCGCGGUUUAAAGCAAUAGGAUUAAAGAAAAAUGUCUACCUGAGUUUAUUCAUAUUUUUUUUCCUUUCGCUUGUAGUUAAUUCCUCACGGCUUGAGCCGGAGGACAGUUUUGGUGUAAUUUCUAGCGAAGAUUGUUGCGUCGUAAUUGUUUAUUUCUUGAAUUUGCAUUUCCACAAAUCGAAAACGAAAAAAGUGUGUUAAAUGUGAACUUAGUGAGCUACUUCUAAAGUAUGGGCCGACAUUUAGUGCAAACACUUUGAAUUUGAUCAAGAUACGUGAAUUACAUCGAAACUCUAUCGCGCCAGAUUAACAGCUACAACUAAGGAGUAUUAAAUAAUAGCGUUAUCCUAGGAGAUAUCUAAGUGAUGAAAAAUACUGCUCCGUAUCAUGGGAAAAAAGUCGUUCGGCGUUGCUUUAAUACCAAUUUUAAAUCACGAAAAUCGUCCAUAAAAACAUGCCGGAAAAUGGAGUCAUGCUUCGGCCUUUAAAAGCCACUCAGUAAUGUGGAAUUCGACAGUAGGAGGACUUCUCGGUUAGAAAACAUUUAAACAAGACAGUUAAUGCAUGAGUUUGUAAUUAAUACUGUAUUCGAUGAAGCGAAAUGUUUGCUCUUGCUGAGAUAUUUUUGUUCUCUGGUUGUGUGUUGCUUAGUGCUUGAAACAAGAACUAAUUUGAAGUUCAUGGCGGGGGGAAGAUCUCGUCAGAUCAAGUGUUUUGCUGACACUUCUAUAUCAAUCAAUUCAAACAAAGAAAAAUAGCUUGACAGGUGGUUACUUCAGGUACUGAGCAAAAAAGAAUGAAAAUUAAAAUCCGGAAAUGUUAAUCUUAAAAAAUAGACCACAAAGAUGCUCGUUCGCAAUUUAUACACUGUAUAUUGAAAGGGAGAUAGAGCUACCUAUAAACUCACUUCAAAUUUAAAUACUUGUUUGAAUAAUUUCCAUAUUUUGUACAACAGUAAACAGGUGAUACUUUCUAUUUAUGUAAACUUUAAAACGACUCUUCCAUCAAACUCGUCUUGGAAUUACAGCCAACUGUUUCGUUCUUUUACGACUGAUCUUUUAAAAUUUGUCGUGACAAAACAAUUAGUCUGGAAAGGCGAAAACACCAGAAAUAAAACUGUACUAAACUAAGACUGAGCUUUAAAGUUUCUUCCAGAGUUUCGUGAAAAGACAGACUGAAAGAUCAGACAAUAUAAUUAAAGGCGGCCAUUUUCAUAGGUGAAUAAUUUUGUUUUGUUAAUGUGUUGGCAACAUAUCUCUUUGAACCCGCCGUAUUCUUUAAAUUAUAUUUUCUUUCUUUCUUAAAUUAAAGAAACUAAUCUUGCUCUCUUUGAAAGAGAAAAAUUUUAAGACUGAGGCAAAGUGAAUUACACUCUGUGACGCAUCGAACUGCCUUCGACAGCUGCCGACUAAUUGAUACCACUUUCUCGUUUCCCGCCUUUUCUUGAUUGAAGAGGGCCGAUAUACAGCCCAGGAAGAAAAAGGAUUGUUUUGUUUAUUCAGUCCUGUGGUAUAACAUCACAAUAGCAUAAACUGGCUACCAUGUUCACCUAAGGGACCCCUCAGCUUUGUAAUUGAAUUGAAGGCUGAAUAGGCAUGUUGUCAAAGCUACUACUCGGCCGCUGUCUACUGGUAAAACUGAACGCGGGACAGAAUUUACCUGUUUUUCACGUACGAGCUCUUUAUAGAAGACGUCUAAACCCUAGUCCCCUUUUCGGAACGUUUUUGAGCCCUCUUCCUAGUUCAUACAUUGGCCUCAUCUGUUCCUCGACCAGUAACUAGCUUCUGGUGAGCACUCCCAAUAGUAUCCUAUAUUUUCUGUUUACGUUGCGUCAUAGUUUGUCAGCGCACAGCAGGUAUAAGUAUACAAACAAAAUAAUUAUGUCAUAUAUGCUUUAGGUGUUUGUUUUUUUAUCUUAUGUACUUAGUUUUCAUCUCAAGAAUUACUGUUUUUUUGUUUGUGGUUGUCAGGUUUUACACGUUUGGGAUUGGGCCUGAAGCAUGUCCUAAUUUGGUACAGGGCGUGGCAGGUGCGGGCAAGGGUCAAGCGCACUUUAUAGCUGAAGAUGAGAGGAUGCCAGUUAAGGUAAACAGUAUCUUCAGGGAAGACACGGGGACGGGCAUGUUACAGGGAACAGAGACAUAUCCCUGGGAUAUGUUGUGAGGAUUUGUCUUAGGGCGCGGCAGGUGCGGCUAAGAAUAAAGCGCACUUUAUAGCUGAAGAUGAGAGGAUGCCAGUUAAGGUAAACAGUAUCUUCAGGGAAGACACGGGGACGGGCAUGUUACAGGGAACAGAGACAUAUCCCUGGGAUAUGUUGUGAGGAUUUGUCUUAGGGCGCGGCAGGUGCGGCUAAGAAUAAAGCGCACUUUAUAGCUGACGAUGAGAGGAUGCCAGUUAAGGUAAACAGUAUCUUCAGGGAAGACACGGGGACGGGCAUGUUACAGGGAACAGAGACAUAUCCCUGGGAUAUGUUGUGAGGAUUUGUCUUAGGGCGCGGCAGGUGCGGCUAAGAAUAAAGCGCACUUUAUAGCUGACGAUGAGAGGAUGCCAGUUAAGGUAAACAGUAUCUUCAGGGAAGACGCGGGGACGGGCAUGUUACAGGGGACAGAGACAUAUCCCUGGGAUAUGUUGUGAGGAUUUGUCUUAGGGCGCGGCAGGUGCGGCUAAGAAUAAAGCGCACUUUAUAGCUGAAGAUGAGAGGAUGCCAGUUAAGGUAAACAGUAUCUUCAGGGAAGACGCGGGGACGGGCAUGUUACAGGGGACAGAGACAUAUCCCUGGGAUAUGUUGUGAGGAUUUGUCUUAGGGCGCGGCAGGUGCGGCUAAGAAUAAAGCGCACUUUAUAGCUGAAGAUGAGAGGAUGCCAGUUAAGGUAAACAGUAUCUUCAGGGAAGACGCGGGGACGGGCAUGUUACAGGGGACAGAGACAUAUCCCUGGGAUAUGUUGUGAGGAUUUGUCUUAGGGCGCGGCAGGUGCGGCUAAGAAUAAAGCGCACUUUAUAGCUGAAGAUGAGAGGAUGCCAGUUAAGGUAAACAGUAUCUUCAGGGAAGACGCGGGGACGGGCAUGUUACAGGGGACAGAGACAUAUCCCUGGGAUAUGUUGUGAGGAUUUGUCUUAGGGCGCGGCAGGUGCGGCUAAGAAUAAAGCGCACUUUAUAGCUGAAGAUGAGAGGAUGCCAGUUAAGGUAAACAGUAUCUUCAGGGAAGACGCGGGGACGGGCAUGUUACAGGGGACAGAGACAUAUCCCUGGGAUAUGUUGUAAGGAUUUGUCCCAGGGCGUUUUAAUGUAAACUGUAUCUUCAGGGAUGAUACGGUGGGCGGGCAUGUUACAGGGACCAGGGACUUAUAUCGGGGAUGUGUUGCAAGGAUAUGUCCCAAGGCUUGGCAGGUGUGGGCUAAGGUCAAGCCCACUUUAUAGUGGCCUACCCUGAAGGCGUUUUCAGAGGAGCUCGUAUUUUCGUUCCUCCCCACAAAUGCCUGCUCAACCGAGAACACAUUCUUUCCCAUUGUUUUAUUCGCGUGGUAAGUGACCAGUUUUAACAGUUUUGAAAUUUAGUGUUGACAGGCUAAACACGACUCAGAAGCUCGUGAUGGUGUAAAAACGUGACCCUAGAGAUACCUUUUUCCUUCUUUUCUUUCCUCCGCUAAGGUUAUGCAGUGCACGGAGUAUUCUAAAAUCUGACUAAAUCUCGUAGUCUAACAGUUAUUAAUAACAGAGGUCAUAAAGCUUUCCCAGAGUUUCAUACAGAUCGAGUAAUUAUCGGGUUACCCUGUGGUCAAGUUCAACCUUGCAGAAUUUGGAAUGUACAAUGUGAUUGGCCAAGCUUGGGAAAGGAAUGUUGUUCUCGGUUGAGCUGGCGUUUGUUGGGAGGGACGAAAUACGAGCUUCCCUAAAAACGCCUACGUGAAAGGCUAACUUUAUAGCCGAUGAUUAGAGGAUGCCAGUUAAGGUAAACUGUAUCUACAAGGACAUGCGGUGACCAGGGACUUAUCCCAGGGAUAUAUAUGUUGAAAGGAUAUGCCCCAGGGCUUGGCAGGUGUGGGCAAAAGUCAUGCCCACGUUAUAGCCAAUGAUGAGAGGAUACUUGUCAAGGUAAACAGUAUCUUCAGAAGAAGCGGAUAAAUUACAAGGACCAGCGACUUAUUCCGGCGCUAUGUUACAUGGCAUCAAGCUCAUUUUGGACCACAUGAUAAGAAAACGCCAGGCCAGUUCAACCUCUUCCAAGGGCGUUUCCCUUAGAAAAUGGAGGAGAGGGCGGAAAAUCCUCCACCCCUCCCAAACGGGGACGAAGAUGAACGCCAAUUAAGAUGUAGAGUAUCUUCCUAGAAGACACACGUGGCGAUCAUAUUACAGUUGGACGAUCCACUGUCAAGCUCCAGUGAUCGUUAUUUUCUAUUAUUUGUGACAUAUCCUCUAAGUAUUCCAUUCAGAGGGCCUUUGAUAUUAAUAGCUCGAGGCAGAUGUACAGCAAUUAAUGUACAGCAUUUUAUUCUACCCGUUUGAUGAUUAGGUAAUGGAGGCUCUUACAGAAGCACUUCAGCCCGCGAUCACAGAUAUCGAGGUCAGUUGGCACCUUCCAGAGGGUUAUGACGUCAUUCAAACGCCACAACUUCUGCCAUUUGUACAGAGCAAUCAGCGACUGGUGAUUUAUGGGAUACUGUACCGACCACCUAGCGAGGAAAAGGAAUCUCCUCGAACACCCUCAAAACGGAAGAUGGAUUGGAGCAUGAGAUCCUUCUCUAACAGCUCGGUCAAAGUAUUUUGGUUCGAAGACGAAUGUGAUCUGUUGUCGGAGGACCAGCUGCUAGCGGAAACGGAAGGUGAAGAGUUAAGGCCAAGUGAAGAUGACUUUGAAGAGGACGCUGAGGAAGGAAAGCUUGUCGAUCAAGAGAGCUUUGACGCGACAAUGGAAAGAAUGCCCGAGUCCGAAACAAUAGAAGCCAUGGCAGAUGGACUUUUGCGUCACAUCUGCAAUGGUUAUAAUGAAGAAACUCUUGGUGAGACGACAGCGCCCUCCGUUCAAGUGGAGAACGACCAAUCAUGCGAGCUGCAUGAGAAGUUAUCUGAAGAGGAGAGGUUUGACCACACAGGAAUACCAAGCCCUACUCCUUGUGCCGGCAAAGAGAAAGAAAAUAACAACACUAGGUACUCAAAAAAUUUCAAACCUCCCGGCUCUCCUAUGAAAGAUGACUUAGCUUUCGAGUUAAAUUUUGGCGCCUUUUUCAAUGACAUAAAACGAGAGUUUGAAGAGAGUGAAGAUUUACAACGUUCCAGUGAUUCCCAAGAGCAGCAUGGCCAGCGGUCGCCGAAACUCGUCCGAGCCCACGAGAGGGACAGCGGUGUAGGCUUCAGCAUUGACGAAAACGACAAGAGUCCAGAUGAGAGCAAAAAGGACGUGGCUGAAAUGGAGUCGGCUGUAAAUGAAGAGCCAAAUGAUUGGUCCCGUGAUAGCAAAAGCCCUGCCUCCGAUAAAUUUGAUCAAGAAAGAGAUUCUGCUGUUCGUAUCUACAAGAACAGCGAAUUUCUUUCGCAACUAGGUGUCCCAGCUGACUUCGGUGCCGUCAACAUCCGGGGAUAUGUUGGAGAAGAGGAAGUGGAACAAGUCAUUCCAUUUCCGGUCAACCGCAGCGGUGGUUCUUCCAAGCGUCCCACAAUCCACCAACUCUUAGCGCGAUCGCUGAUCAGGGAACUGCAGGCGUCACUUGAUUCCCACAAUUCUGAUUCCAUCGAGAUUAUAAAGAGGAUUAGUCAGCUGUCCGGCGUGCACUGCAGGCACACAGCACGAGUGGCACGGGAUCAGUAUUGCUAUGACGACCAAGUGUUAAGCGCUCUUCAGUUCCCUCAAAAGGAAGCCUUCCCCGGCUUAGGGUGAGUUUUUAUGCUAUUUCUGUAUUGUCAUUUAAACUGUUUACCUAGGCGUCUGAUGCCCCAUUCACACCAACUAAACAUAAUUAAUUAAACUAGCUUUUAAGAAAUGAAAACAGAAAACUUAAACAAAGGCUUUUGCACGGAAUUAAAAUUUACUGAGACAUGUUACAAAAUUGCGGUAAAUUUGGAAUCAAGGAAAGUGGAGUAAACAGCUUUUAUAAAGAAAACAAAUUUAAACCAUGUUUAACUGAACAGCUUUUAAACUUGUUUAAACUUUGGCGAGAAUAGGGCGUAAAUUUUUUAAUGUGAAGCACGCUCCACAGGUACGGUUUUCCAUUCGCCACUUAAGGAACGAGAAGGGGACUGGAGCCAAAAUGCGUCCCGCAAUUGUUUCUGGGAUGGUUAUUGGGGCCGCGCCCUUCAGCUAUUUUGCUUUUUUUUCCAUUUUCGUUCGUAACAUCCCAGAAUUCGUUGAAAAAGUUAACUUGGCCCAGUCUCCUUCUCGUUUCUAAAGUGGCGAAUGGUCAAACCUACAAUCACUGACUCAAACUGUAUCCCUCUAAAGUGCGCUUGGAAAUCAUUGGCUAAGAGACUGAGAUUUAAUAGAAUGUCCAUUUUGCAUUGAAAACUCUUUAAGGUGGUGGUCGACUCGUAGUGUUUACUUGGAACUCGAAAUGAGACUUUGCCGUGGCCAGCCCCAUCGUUUGAUCAUUGGGAAUUGCGCUCUGGACAGCUAUUGUUUGGAGGUCACUGUGGCAAAUCGUUGCAGUGAGUUUCGUACGCGCCAAUGCCAAACAGCCAAUUCCCAAUGCCCAAAGCAACCUUUAUUGAAUCAGCUAUAUAGAGCGGUUUUCACUUGACUGUCGUAAAACCAAAACCAAAGUAAAUACACUAGCCAACUAAAGGGCGUAGUAAAACCAAAACCAAAACCAAAACCAAUCCCUUUCGACAGUCAAGUGAAAACCGCUCUAUAAUCAGUAGUGUUUUUUAAUUUAGUGUAAUAGGCAUUCCAAAGCUGUUUGAUUUAUUUUAUGAACUUAACAUGGCAUGGAUUGUGAAACUAAACUAAACUGUUUUAUCGUUUCCUUAAACAGAAACCGGAAAGUAUAUGUCCCAGAGCGAGGCUUUGGCCUCACGGAGGGCCUGGGUCGACGGCUUCCCAGCCCCGAUGGAAGUGAUCACGACCUGUCGCCAUAUCUUGCCGAAGGUGGUAAUGACCUUACAGUCGAAUCCGGAGAAGAGCCUGUUGAUUUUUAUCGUCUGGAACGAACUGGUGAGUAACGCAUAUACUUGGCAGAUUAUCCGUUUGUUCACUUGUCUUACCCAUGUAAUGGGAAUUCAAGACAGUCUUGGAUUGUGGAUUGUACGCCGUAAAUUCAGGAUUCCCGGUACUGGACACCGGAUUCUUUAUCCGUGGAACUUGGAUUCUGGAUUCCAAUCGUGAGUGGGAUUCCGUAUUCCUUGAGCUGUAUUCCGGAUUCCAAAGCCAAGGAUUUCAUUUUCCACAAGCAAAAAUUUCCCGGUAUCCGGAAUCCUUAUUCUCUUACAUGGGGCUGUCAGCUGCCUCAUAGUUUGUAGUGUGUCAGGACGUGACUUGAUACCAUGGCAUAAUCAUAGGUCCUCAUGAUCUGCUGAUGUUGUAGACCGUACUUGACCCACGUAGGUACAAGCCAAAAGCUGGGAGGAGAUGGCUGCAACAAAAGCAAACGUUUCUUCAAAUUUCCUUUAAUCUUCUACAGAGAAGUGAAGACACGAGAGAAUUUAAAAGCCACAAAAGCAACACAUAAGAACCCUAAGGUCAAAUUAUUUUUCCAAAAAUGAGACGUUGGUGUACAAUGAAGUGCAAAAACAAAAACUUCAAAGCGCAAAACUACCCGAAUCUUAACAUUUUGUCUUGUUUUUUUGUUUUGCUUUGUUCUUUUGAGAAUCUGAAGUUGUUUUGUUUUGUUUUUUUAGGUGUGUGUGUGCUUUUAUGUUGUUGUUGUUGUUUUAAUUUUUAUUUUGGACCUUCUAGUUCAAGUUACAUAAAACGUAACGUCGGACGUGUCAGCUAACGUCCUUGUUUUAACACCAAAGGUUAGCAGUUAUGUCGAACGUUACAUUUUUUGCAACUGGUCCGUCGACCUCCAACUGCAACUACGUGACAAUCUGCAUGGAAAGUUGAAUAGCAAAAUUCAAUUAGAACAUAGGCAGGCAUUGUAAAAAAAACCUCAUCGUAUGCAAAGAAUUGAGCUUUAAUUUUCAAAGCGAAUCCCGUUUCUUUUGUAGGCACACCAGAGAGUCAAAGUGAAGACGCUGGAUCGCGAAAAGAAGUCGACUCUUGUACAAAUUCUCCCAGCAAAAGCCCACGAAAGCACAUCCCACCUUUGUCUACGAGAUGUGUCCUGGGAGAAAGGCAACAAAAUCCGUCCAAAUUUAGAGCCAAGUUACUCACGUCCAGUAACAGUCUUGAUAGCUACUUGGAGGCUGGCACGAGGAAACAUUUGUCCUUUGUGCGCAUGAUCAGUCUACAGUCUGCCCAGGGGAGCUGGAACCUAGACUGCUCUUUCGCCGAAGUUCUUGGCUUUCCGUUGCCCGAAAUUCAGGCAUCAUCACCGCUGGCUGACAACUCGGUUUACAUCGCAGAAGAUCUUCGGGAGUUAAUGACCUCCGACAAAUGCGACAACAGCUCACAGCUCUGGGCCACUGCACUUGCGUUAAGCUGGUUUCAUCGCAAAAGGUGCCAAUUUGAGGCCGAGUGGACCCUCUCGGUCAAAAAAGCUGAAGAAUGGAUGCACAGGGCACCCUGCCCUCGAGGGUUUUUACCCGAGGAUUUGAAGACAUUAGCUUACCAAGCACUCCUGUUACUUGAGACAGAAACCCGAAGAGCUAGGAGUGCCUCAGUUGAUGCCACACCGCGGAACAAAGAAGAUGGAUGUGACUGACGUUGGACUGUGUCAUUAGGGACGGCAACGGCGACAAAAACGUCACUUAAAAAACGAAUUUGUGCUGCUUCAAACGUUAUCGCGUUUUUUCUUUCUCUUUUCAGUUCGUCAAAUGUUGGCAAAUUUUUCCGGAGUUGAAUUCUAAGACUUUAUCGAGGUUCAGGAAAGGAAAAAGAAAAGCGUUGUCUCAUGUUAAGUGCACCUCCUCCACAAAACGUG
Messenger RNA from Porites lobata, 11217 nucleotides. The record is from the annotation of a GenBank genome assembly. NCBI's taxonomy places the organism in Eukaryota, Metazoa, Cnidaria, Anthozoa, Scleractinia, Poritidae.